Molecule: messenger RNA, 2114 nt
Organism: Cucurbita maxima (winter squash)
Lineage: Eukaryota; Viridiplantae; Streptophyta; Magnoliopsida; Cucurbitales; Cucurbitaceae
Exons: 1
Coding region: 307-1803 (498 amino acids)
Source: RefSeq, a predicted model, not a curated record
AGGUAGGUAGUUAGGUUAGUAAGAUAUAUUGAUAUAAGAGGCACAGGCAGACAAAAAGUUUCUAUAGGUCUGCCAUUUUCCCUCCAUUGUUCGUUGCUGACUCCUCUUUUUUGUUCUCUCUCUUUCUCUCUCUCUCUGAUUCAGUUCUUUCCUUUAUUCUCGCCGCUCUCUCUCCCAAUUCUCCACCCUUCCUUUUCUCUCCUCUCCACUGCAACACCAAGACCAACAAACUCCCCCAUCAUCCGCCAUUGUUACAGAGCUUCAAAAACAGAGAGAGAAAAAAAGCAAAAAAGAAAGAUCAUAACAAUGUCUGAAAUCUCCAUCUCCAAGAAAGAAUUUGGACUGUCCUCUGUUGUUCUUCAGUUCUUCCAUUUCGUCUUCUUCCUUCUCUCUCACCCUCUUUACUUCUCUUACUUCAUCUUCUUCUUCCCUUACUUUCUCAAGCUUCUUUCCUUUCUUUCUCCUCUCUUCUUCACCACUUUUCUCCUCCUCUUUGCCUUCUUCACUCUGCUUCUCUCAUCUUCCUCUGAUCUUCACCUUCACUGUGUUCGUCAAUUUGCUGACAAUUCCAAGAUGGGGUUUCUUGCUACUACUUACCAAGUUGUUUUUGACAGUUUGCGUCCAAGAACGCCGGAGGAAAUCGAUGAAUUUCGCCCCAUGGAAGAGCUUGAAGCUUAUAAAAUCGUGUUUGAGACUUACACUUUUGGUACUGAACAGAAUCUCUAUGGCGGUGAGGAUAGUGAAUUCAAUGUCCCGGAAGUGGAAGUGGAAGUCGACUAUGAAGAGUCGAUGGGGGAUUUUCCCGGGAAAAUCUUGGAUGUGGAAAUCGACUGUGAAGAUUCCAUGGAGAAUUUUCCCGGGAAAAUCUUGGACGUGGAAGUCGACUGUGAAGAAUCGAUGGAGAAUUUUCCAGGGAAAAUCUUGGAUGUGGAAGUCGACUGUGAAGAAUCGAUGGAGAAUUUUCCCGGGAAAAUCUUGGACGUGGAAGUCGACUGUGAAGAAUCGAUGGAGAAUUUUCCAGGGAAAAUCUUGGAUGUGGAAGUCGACUGUGAAGAAUCGAUGAAGAAUUUUCCCGGGAAAUUCUUGGAUGUGGAAGUCGACUGUGAAGAAUCGAUGGAGAAUUUUCCAGGGAAAAUCUUGGAUGUGGAAGUUGACUGUGAAGAAUCCAUGGAGAAUUUUCCCGGGAAAAUGGAGGUUUCCCCGGAAAACCCCUUGGCCUACGAGAAUGAAGCGAAAACAGGGGAAUGCGAAGAAAAAAACGAAAAGAAAGAAGAGAUUCAGGAUUCAUCGAAGGCGAUUGAAAACGAAAUGAUCAAAAAUUUGAGGAAACUGACAGAAGAAUCAUCGAUUUCUUCAAGAUCGGAAUCGAGUCCAUGGAGUUCACCGGGGAGUUUCAGCAGAGAUUAUUCGCUCGGAAGUUACGGAUCGAUGAGGAAGGAGAAAGAAUGGAGAAGAACACUCGCGUGCAAGCUCUUCGAAGAGCGACACAAUUCAGAAGGAACAGAGGGGAUGGAUUCGCUAUGGGAGACAUACGAGAAGAGCGAAUGGAAUAAAUUGCAGAAGAAUGAGAAAAUCAACGCGAAAUCGAAGAAAGGGAAGAAACUUAAAGGCAAAGAGGAAGAUGAAGAUGAAGAUGAAUAUGAAGAUCGAGAAGGGCAACUUUGCUGUUUACAGGCUCUGAAAUUCUCGGCGGGGAAGAUGAAUUUGGGAAUGGGGAGACCUAAUCUCGUGAAAAUGUCGAAAGCUUUGAAGGGAUUCGGAUGGUUGAGUAGACAUGGAAGUAGAAAGAGAUCGGUCCAUUGAUCCAUUCAUCCAUUGUUUUAGGGUUUUGGUUCUGGUUCUGGUUCUGGUUCUUCAUUCUACACUGUUAAUGGCGGUUUCUUCUUCUUCUUCUUCUUCUCUGUUCAUCAUCAUCACAAUUCUCCAUUUUCAUCUCCUUGUUUUUUGGGUGUGAGGUUUUUCCCCCUUCUGAUUCAUCUGUUCAGUACAUAUUUUAAUUCAUCAACCCCGUGUAUUCUAAUUCCAAAUUAGAUGGGCUCCGAACCAAUGUCUUACAUCAUCUAGUGAUUCGCUCUGAUACUAUACUGCUAGUAGAUAUUAUUUGUUUUAGCUCA